UGCAUAUGUGUGUGUGUGCGCGUGUGGGGGCAGCGGACAUCCCUCCCUACUGGCUGAUCACCACGCGAUACAGUGCGCGAGGAUGAGAGAUGGACAGCGCGCGAGAGAAGCUACAGCAAUAACAGGAAACUCUGAACGCGGAUGCUCCCGGUAAGCACAGCAGGCACCAGUGAGGGACACAAAAAAUAUAUUUCAUACUGCAGGAAAGCGACCGACCGGGGAACGCUUUCUGAUUGACUAUUUUGUACUAAUUCAAUACCAGAAAGGUGGCUAUGGAUUCCCCUUCAGAUCGAUUUCACCAGCAGCCAUCCCAAAUGUGUCCCUUCGAACUGUAUCGCGCUCUGCCAGACUCCAACCCCACAAGUCACAGAUUUUCACCUGGCAGUUUCUCCUCCCACCCCCUCUUCAACCCUCUCAUGCACCCCAGUAGCGCUUCCCAAAGGUGGGGUAGUUUCCGCCAGCGUCAGGGUUUGUUUCCUGGGCUGUUAGUAGAUGACAAUGUAAAUGAGGAGGAUGAGUUUGGUAAGAGGGAGCUUGCAGUUGGAUCCACCCCCAGCUAUCCCAGGGGACAAGAUUCUGCUCCUGAGCCGGAGGACUGGAAUCAUGAUUUUGAAAGAGUUAAACGACCGAGGAUGAACUCAGCUGUAAGAAAUGAAGAAGAGGUGGGUAGAGAAGGCAAGAGAGGGAGGAAGAGUGUUGCUUCGGUUAAAACAAAUGAAAGAAAAGGCGCAGAACAAGGAAACAGGAGGGAGAGCAAGGAGGGCAGAAAGCGUCAACGGCAAGAACUGAAGCUUCAGCUGGAGGAGACCAGAGGCAAACUUCUGGAACUGCAGGAGAAGGUAUGGCGGGUAUAUGGAGGGCAGCCAGAUGAAGAGAAAGGAGAUGAUGAACAGGAGAACGGAGCAUUAAAUCUAGAUGAGGUUGCGGAGAUGUUUUCCAGCGAUGAUGAUCCUCUCAUCAGUGGUGGAUUUUCUCCUCCACGCUGUUCGUCAAAGAAAAACAAUGAAAGCGAUCAGAAUAGGAAUUCGGGAAUAUUCCAAGAGACCUCCAUGGACCUUGACCUUGAGUUAAAUGGCGAUCAAGUGUGGCUGGGCUGCAGUCUGGUCAGGGGUGAGUGGGAGAGCGUAGAAGGGGGGCAGAAAUUCGCUCAAGCUCUGAAACAAGAACUGGCUAGCGUUGUAGCUCAGGUUAUCGAUAGAGUUGUUCGGCUUUAUGCUGAAACCGGUCCUUCCCCAGUCAUAUCUGGCACUGUUCCCCAAGAAACCAUUAAGACUUCGGAUCUAAACUUAGACGGGAGGCAGAAACCUGACAAAGUCGCUCAUGUGGUAGAACAAGUGGAAGCUUUACCACUUAUCACAAAGAGUUCCCAAGACAAGAGGACUCAGAGUGGACAGAAGGACCUCUCCGAAGCCAAUCCCAGCCUCGCUCCCCUAACUCAGCCGCCUCUCCCAGCCCUUUUGCCGCCUAGGAGCAAGGACCAAUUUCUGCCCUCUUAUCCCCCAGAUAACCCGGUACCCCUACCCCUUCUCCACUAUACCAUGCAGAAUCUCUUUGCUCGCUCGCUCUCCAGUUUACCAUUUCAUAAAGACUGUCUUUCCGAACCUUUCAUGGAGUUCCGUUCUCACAACUCUGCAUUCCCAGCCCUCCCCCUGCUGGGCCAGCUCGACCCGUCGCCGUCAGACAGAGCGAGAGAUGCAGGGAUGAGGGGAGGUGGAGCAGGAAUGGUGGAUGGAGGAGAUGCAGCACUCUAUCUUGCUGCUGGAUCAUCUCAGGAAGGUCUCUCUCCGUGCCAUCUGAAGAAAGCCAAACUCAUGUUCUUUUACACACGCUACCCCAGCUCCAGCACACUCAAAACAUUUUUCCCUGAUGUCAAGUUCAAUCGCUGUGUCACAUCCCAGCUGAUUAAGUGGUUCAGUAACUUCCGGGAGUUCUUCUAUAUCCAGAUGGAGCGCUUUGCCCGCCAGGCAGCCAGAGAGGGGCUCGCAUCUGCCAGGGAUAGAGCACUGCGCCUGGGCAGGGACUCUGAGCUUUACCGCAUUCUUAACAUGCAUUACAAUAAGAGCAAUGAUUACCAGGUUCCACAGAGGUUCGUGGAGAUAUCUGAGGUAGCCCUGAGAGAGUUUUUCUCUGCCAUACAGAGUGGCCGAGAUGCCGAUCCUUGCUGGAAGAAGGCCAUCUAUAAGAUUAUCGGUAAAUUAGACAGCCCAGUACCUGACAGCUUCCGCCUGCCCGGCUGCCCCACGGACAGUUAUCGGAUAGGCUGAACAGUGUGCACGGAUUUAUAAGUGUGCACGGUUAAGUAUGAAAAGUGAUCAAUUAGUGGCAAAGCUCUUAAAGGAUAAAAUUGUACAGAAUUGAGCUGUGAAGAUCAGUGGCACUGUAUAUGUGUUUUAAUACCACCACAACCACAAUGCUCGGAAGUAUUGCUUGUUUAAUUAUUAUCUCAUUGUUACUACAGUCCAGCAUCAUUUCAGCUAGCAGUAAGAAGUGCUCUAAUUAUACAGAAACAAGUUCUCAUUUUACAGGCUGUUAAUAUUGGUCAUUUAUUUAUCCAAAAUAACAAGCCUGGUUGGCUUUUGUUGAUCUUUUUAUAUUAUGUGUUCUCAUUAUAUAAUGUUGAUAAAUUUCUGUGGAACAGUGAUGUGUAAUAAAAAAGUACAAAUCCUUGCUGUCACUCUAAGCAUACUAAA
Molecule: messenger RNA, 2690 nt
Organism: Misgurnus anguillicaudatus (oriental weatherfish)
Lineage: Eukaryota; Metazoa; Chordata; Actinopteri; Cypriniformes; Cobitidae
Gene: prox3
Product: prospero homeobox 3
Biological process (GO): regulation of transcription by RNA polymerase II
Cellular component (GO): nucleus
Molecular function (GO): DNA-binding transcription factor activity, RNA polymerase II-specific; RNA polymerase II cis-regulatory region sequence-specific DNA binding
Source: RefSeq, a predicted model, not a curated record